Molecule: messenger RNA, 3957 nt
Organism: Oikopleura dioica
Lineage: Eukaryota; Metazoa; Chordata; Appendicularia; Copelata; Oikopleuridae
Source: the annotation of a GenBank genome assembly
AUGUCAUUGAUAAGACACAGCAAACUUGUGAGCCGACGGACAUUGUCCUGCGGUGUGAACAGCUGCAACGAAUGUCUACUAGACAGGCGCCAGCAUCUUUCGUCACCUUUCCAGAGGCGCCAAGUUCGUGAGCUGGGAUUCCUCGGCGCUGUUGCUAGGACUAUUCUGACCAGAGCAGCAGUUGUCGUGGGAGGGCUUGGAGCAACCGGAUAUGCGAUUGACAAGAAAGUUCGAACAUGGGAAGACGAGUACUUCGGCCCAGUUGUUGAAGGAUUAGAUGCAAUCAAAGGCGUAGCAAGGCCAGGUGCAGAUUUGCUCAGAGAGUUCAAAAACGACUUCUUUUCAAAAUUCAAUGUGGAGAAAGAAUUCAAAGACUUUGAAACCAUCGUCGAGGAAAAUAAGAAACAAGAAAAUUCUAGCAAUGAUGAUGACCCGCUUCCAGACGGAAAAUUACCAGCUACAGUCGCUGCGGCGAUUUUUCUUUCGGGGAAAGAAGAUGAAAGUGACGCAAAGAAAGAUUUCGAGGGAAAAGAUUUGGCGAGUAUGGCGCUCGAAUUGGAAGAGCUUCGAAAUGAACUUGCGAAUGCGUUACGCGAGCGGAGAAUCUACGAAGAAAGACUCGCGAAAUCUGACAACGAUUUUGCGGAAGUUCAGAAGGAGAGACAAGAGCUGCUCAGUACUAUUAGACGAUUACAAGAUCUUGCUAGCCAGCAAGAAGUUCGCCACCACCGAAAAGUUGAAAAGCUCGAGUCCGAAUGUUCCGACCUUCAUCAACGGCUCGCCCUCGCCAAGAGCCAAAAGAAAACAAGCUCACAAGCACAUGCCCCGAAGAGCAUGGUCGAGCAAUUUGCCCCGUGUCAUCGUCGUCGGCGACCAGAGCAGCGGGAAGACGUCGGUGCUCGAAGCCGUCGCCAGAGCUCGUAUAUUCCCCGAGGUGGCGGCCAGAUGAUGACGCGCUCGCCAGUGAAGGUGACAAUCGCAGACGGGCCGCGUCAUAUCGCCAGCUUCCCAGAUGCACCAGAUAAAUACUAUCGCCUCGACGAUGAGGACCAUCUCAAACAGCUCCGAUCGGAGAUCGAGCAUCGUAUGGCUAGGGCCUGUCAUGGCGGACUCACAAUUUCAUCUGAAGUUGUUCCAAUUAAUGUUGAAGGACCUGGACUUAGACGAAUGGUGCUGGUAGAUUUGCCCGGCCUUAUCUGCACAGAAACCGCUGGAAUUCGCCCUGGAACUGCUCAAGAAAUUUUAAACUUGGCGCGCGAGCAAAUGGACUUUCCAAACGCAAUCAUACUGUGCGUCCAAGACGGCUCUGUAGACGCUGAAAGGUCACAAGUGACUAACUACGUCCGAGAGGCGGAUCCAACUGGCGAACGGACACUUCUAGUCCUUACCAAAGUAGACAAAGCGGUGGCCGAUCCAGUCAGGCUGAAACAGAUUUUGGAUGGGAAACUGUUCCCGCUCAGAGCGCUCGGCUACUUCGCUGUGCGCUCGCCCUUGCUCAAUUCUGGGAUUCUCCAGCCGGACCAGCUCGGCACCAAUAACCUGUGCGAUGCGGUUUCGAAGCUCUUUUGGCGCAUUGUAAAGAAUAGCCUCAGCGGGGAGCUUCAGAAGCUCAAAGAGCAGCUUUUUAUCCUUGAAUCUGAAUGGAAGGCUCAGUACCGGCACAGGAGAGAGUUGGAUAGAGACCAAACUUUUGGGCGAGUCAAGGAAGAAUUGUUUGACCGGAUGGUUCUUUUGAAGAAUUUAGAUCCUGGGCAGUUUGAAAACGACUUGAAAGCUAAAUUAUGGGAUACAAUCGAAUCUCAUUUUCUCAACGAAGUAUAUCUCGCCGCUGAAGACAGCGCUAAGUCAAAAGAAGAGUUCAAAGCUAUCUCCGAUUUGAGACUGAGGAAAUUCUCCAACCAAGAGCUGCCAAAUCAGUCGCUGGCAGCAGUAAGAGAUUUACUGAUUGAGCGAUUUGCCGAACUUGUCCUACCUGAAUUGGGCGAAGAUGCGAAGGCGGAGCAUAAACCGCUCUAUCAGAAAGUAUCCGAUGAUGUCAAAAAAGGAUUUGAGCUUUAUUUCAACGAGAGUAGAGUUGCCAGAGCAUCAGAACUGCGGGUGAUCCAACAAUCGACAAUCGAGAACAGAUUCAUCAACUCAAAGAUCGAGUGGCAGUCUGCCGCUGAUCGACUGAAAAGAACACUUCAAGGCGACCACGAGAAGCGAUGGGCGCGCGUUUGGGAUAAUGCCGGGCCGGUUUGGUAUCAACAAUAUUGGAACUGGUCGGCGAGGACGAAGGAUCAGCACAAGUGGGAUAGGAUUAAGAGAGUGCUGCAGAUCUUGCCGAUGAGUACGCAAUCCAAAUUGACAAAGGAUCAACUAGCUCAAGCUCGAUUUGAUCUUCAAAAAUUCUUCUCAAUCGAAGCAACCGAAGCCGAAAUCGACGAUGUCUGGCGCGAUCUGUACCCGACCCGUUGGAUAGCAGCGCUGGAAAAGAACGCUACUCACUGCCGCGGAUCGUUUCAAAAGUACAAAGACGGUAAAAUCUCGUUUGAAUCAUCCCGGCUCCAGUGCGAAGAUCCAAAUGGAAAGAUCACGGCCUAUCUCGGAAAGCGAGAUUUCGUUGACCACAUCCACUGCAUCGACCCUAUCGACGGCAUCGUUCUGAUCGACGAGGAUUACCUGAAAUGUCCUGAAUUUUCUAGUGGCGCGAAAAAAGUGAUGGCGACGUUGACGUGCGCCUUUCGCUACGGUCGCGAGGAUCUCGACGUUUUGGGGCUGACGUUUCGGAAAGAGUUGCACACCGAUUUGCAACAGACCGUGCAUUUUCAACUAACUGCGCAAGUCUACCCGCCGACGAGAGAAAACGAAAGACGAUUGUGCACCAGGCUACAAGAGAGGCUGCUGAGAAAGCUGGGCAAAAAUGCAUAUCCAUUCUUCUUUGAAUUGCCACUCAAUUCUCCUUGCUCAGUUACAUUACAGCCUGCCCCAGGAGACACAGGAAAGCCAUGUGGUGUCGACUACGAACUCAAAGCUUGCAUCGUAUACGAAGGCGAGGAGCCCGCGCAAGCGAACAGGAAAAACUCCGUCCGCCUGGCAAUUCGGAAAGUUCAAUAUGCUCCCGAUCGACAAGCUCCUCAGCCGUGCAAGGAAAUCUCCACGAAGCCAGUUCUUUCAGAAAAACCUAUUAACUUAGAAGCUACAUUAGACAAGGAGCUCUAUUAUCAUGGCGAAACGAUGAACGUCAAUGUUCAGAUUACAAAUAAUAGCUCAAGAAGUGUAAAGAAGAUCAAAAUAUCAGUUAGACAAUUUGCUGAUAUCUGUAUAUACAGCUCUGCGCAGUACAAAUGCCCUGUUGCAAACUUAGAACACGAAGUUUGCGUUCCUCCAAGUUCUACUCUUUGCAAGGUUUUCCAAAUAACUCCAAAUCUGAGCGAAAAUAAAGAUAAACGAGGUCUCGCUCUUGAUGGACAGCUAAAACAUGAAGAUACCAAUCUUGCUUCUACGACACUUAUUAAAGACGGAAUUUCCCGAGAAACGCUUGGAAUCGUGGUGAGCUACAAAGUGAAAGUCAAACUCGUUCUCGGAGGAAUCGGCUCUGAUGUUUCGCUCUUCUUGCCAUUCUCGUUGAUGCACUCGAAGCCAGUCAAUGAUUCGGAUAAUCAGAGGAGGCAAGAUGCACAGGAUGCUCUUUCAAUUCGUCAAGAAAUCAACUCGACAUCUUCGCGGCAUAAUUCUUAUACUCAAGAACCAAAAGGAACAAGUGGUCAGCCAGUUCGUCCUCCGGAUGCGGAGUCAGUUCAUUUGAUCAAUUUCGACGAUCCUGUCGCUACAAAUAACCAACCUGGAUUCGAACCCAUGCCUGGCCAGGGAUGGGACUACGACGAUGAGCUACAAUUCAUGGAAUUCACGCGAUUGCGGCUCAAUGCGCAGAAUCCAGAAGGACAACAAAACGGAGGUCCGGCAAGCCAGAACUAG